CUAUGAUUAGACCAGCUGCGAAGAUUCAUCUAACGCGAAAGUCAGAUAAUAACGCAGUAAUGUCUAAUAUUGGAUUUGGCUAACAUCUAUGAAUGUUCAAUUAAAUUACUUAUAUUUAAUUAUUUUUAAAAAAUCUGAAAAGUUUGUUUACAUUCACACAUUGUGAGGCCUUAUUUUUAGAUCUUAGGCCUACAGAGCUCCCAGAAAUAGAUUGUGAAGCUAGACUAGAAUGGCAUCAGACUCAGAAGAGAUAGAGUAUCAAGCCUUAGGAGCGCACACAACACAAUUUAGGCCAUUUCAACAACAAGAAGCUGAGGAAGAAGAAGAAGAAAGUGAUAUAAGUUUACAUGAGGAACAAGGUUUUCUAGUUCACAUGAGCCCAGAAGCCAAUAAAACUCAGUGGAACCAUGUGGACGACCUGGAUAAAUUUUUUACUAGUGUCUAUGAAUACCAUCAACGUCAUGGCUUUCAAAAUAUGGUGCUAUCUGAAAUUCUUCAACUUGUGCAAUUUGUUUUUGUCGUACUGUUCAUGACCUACCUCAGCUGGUGUGUCAACUAUGCCGAGCUAUUUGAUGAAGUUCAACAUAAUUCAACUGAGAAGAAAACAUUUAGUGAUAUCACAUAUCCUCUGGGAACCUGUAUCGCCAAGUUUUCAUUUCUAACAUGGUUGCUGCUGUUUUUGUGUCUUUUGUUUUUGAUUGGUAGAAGUGUGAAAAUGGCUUUUAAUUUUAGCAAUUAUUUGCGCACACACAAUUUCUUUAUCAGUGCUUUAAAUACAGAAACACGUGACCUGAGCAAUAUGACAUGGCAUGAAGUGCAACUUAGACUUUUGGAGGUUCAGAAGGAACAACAGAUCUGUAUUCAUAAACAAGACCUUACCCAGCUUGACAUUUAUCACAGAAUCUUGCGGUUUAAAAACUAUCUUGUUGCAAUGGUUAAUAAAGACUUGUUGCCUUUGAAAUUCAGAUUGCCAUUUAUUGGAGAACAUGCAAUAUUGACCCAUGGGAUGAGAUUUAACCUUGAUGUACUUUUGUAUUGGAGUCCAUGGUCCAUCUUUGUCAACAGUUAUACAAUGAGAGAAGAGUACAAGAAUAGUCAAAAGAAAAAAUGGCUGGCUGAAAGGUUAUCGACCCAUAUUGGAAUUCUGGCAUUGCUGAACUUUGUUCUUUGCCCUUUCAUUUUCUUUUACCAGAUCAUCUACUUUUUUUUUCGUUAUGCCGAGUUUGUCAAGCGGUCACCGAGUUUUUUGGGUUCAAGACAAUGGGCAAACUAUGGACGACUCUAUUUGAGACACUUCAAUGAACUUGAUCAUGAAUUAAAUGCCAGAUUGAACAGAGCUUAUAUUCCAUCCAAGAUGUAUAUGAAUAGUUUUACCUCUCCAUCUCUUACAAUCCUGGCCAAGUCUCUAGCCUUCUUUGCUGGGGCUCCUGCUGCAGUGCUAUUUGUUUUGGGUAUAUUGGACUUCAACGAUGUGACCAAAGUAGAACAUCUCUUCACAGUUGCUUCAGUUUGUGGUAUGGUAGCUACAAUUUGUUCAUCCCUUAUCCCUGAUGAGAAUGAAGUUUUUUGUCCUGAACGGCUAAUGAUGAGUAUACUGGCCCAGAUUCAUUACAUGCCUGAUCAUUGGAAGGGACGCGCACACACAUCGUUUGUUAGAGAUGAAUUUGCAAUGCUUUUUCAGUAUAAACUGGUUUACAUUAUUGAAGAACUACUAAGUCCACUCAUUACACCAUUCUGGCUGUUCUUUAUGCUGCGCCCAAAAUCUUCCCAAAUUGUGGAUUUCUUUAGAUGUUUCACUGUGGAAGUAGCUGGAGUGGGGGAUGUCUGCUCAUUUGCACAGAUGGACAUAAAGAAACACGGAAACCCUCAAUGGACCAAAGCUAAACCAGCUGAACCAAUGGUGGCUAGAUCUAUGCAAGCAGAAAAUGGCAAGAUAGAACUCUCACUGAUGCAUUUUGCUACCACAAAUCCAGAAUGGAAGCCUCCGCAAGAAAGUCACAUGUUUAUUAAUGGAGUUAAAUACGAAGUACAAAAAGAGUUACCUGCACUUACCAGCAUAAUAGCAGAUCCCAUUAGUCUGCCAAGUUUGGGUUAUGUCAAUCCAGUUGCACCCAUUUUAACAAUGAGUACAAGUACAAAUCUGGGCUCUCCAAAUCAAGACCCAAGUAUUUCCCUCAGUCCUUUCCUUGGCCAGUCACACAAACUUCGAGGUGGACUUUCUAACUUUGAUGGUCCCCUGAUAUCUGGUUCUAACCUUCAAACCAGUUUGACAGGCUCAGACUCUUUCCACGCAGCUAGUUACCCAGCAGGCAUGCUAGAUGAAGGUCAACGGGAACUCCUUUCCGGAAAUAUGAGUCUCAGUGUUCUCCACAUACAUGAAACCCACCAUCGCCAGCGCCACUCUGAUGGCAGGUCUCGUCACGCUGCCUAUGAUGGCCUGGGUACAUACCAAGACAAGCAGCCCUCGGGGGCGACAUCUGGUGUAGCUCGACCGCAGUCCAUCUUCCCUCACAGACAGCAGUUCCAAACUUACUUUGGCUGUAGCCAGAGUUCCUCGACAAACACUUCCAGAACUGUGAUAGCCCCUGGAGAACAAGAGCCUUACUCCCAUCUGUACAGACAACCUCAGGAUAUAGACCACCAGCUGACUCUCACCCUGGAAGAUCAAGCAUCAUACAGUGCACAGAAUACUCAGUAUUGUGAUGAGGAUGGCUUUGGGUUGUCUGAUUUUUCCAGCCUCCCACCUUUGGCAGAACCAGGCUUGCACUAUGGGAGCCCAACCACUGUGUCGAGCACACCCUCUCCUGGGCAGCACAUGGCGCUAGGAGCCAGGCUAGCUGGAGAGCAUAUGCCAGAGAUUAAAGAGGACAGCGUAGAACAUGAAAUAGAUACCUCCAUGUCUUAACCCAUUAUUGCUUUCAUCUGCAUUUAUGUUUAUUUAUAGAUACGCACUCUUGUAUACAGAGAAGUAUAAAUAAUGUACUUUACAUAAUUUUUACAUGCCAGUGUAAGACUAAUAAAUGUUUAGUUGUGAGAUAAGCUAUUAAUAAUAAUAAUACAGGUUUUAAUCAGCGCUAUACUGUUGUGCUCUAGACUUGUUUGGUUUACAGGUUGAUAGAGAGAAGGUAAUCCAAAGGUUUUCUCCUAUUCCAAUCUUAGAGACGUCUUAGUUGUUUGCCCCUGUUGUAUUUUGUUCACUAUCAUUCGCAGAGGUUUAGAGGUUUAAGGAGUGGACUGUGCAGCGAGUGUACUCUGUAGCAUGGUAGCAUCAUGGACAUAGGUACUUUAUGAUCCUUUAAGUAGGGAUGGCUGCCUGGUCAUGCGGUUGUUUCGAUGGUCCCGGGUUCAUACCCUGCCAAUGCCAUCACCUUCCUCUUGCUAAAGGUUUGGGCUAAUAUUUACUUCAACUGCAAAGGAACACCUGAUACAUUUUACAUCCACCUGAAUGAUUAGUGGACUAGAGUCUGGGUAUAGUGUAAUUUAGGCCUCUCAUCAAAUGCAUCCUACAUAGGAGGGACCCACUAUUGGUUUAAAAAAUGCAGUAGGUUAUUCUUUCAAUCAGUUGCCAUUGCUAAGACCCUUAGCAAAAAAAAUGUUGAAAAAAAUAAUUAUGUACACAUCAAUUGAUUUUUUUUAAUGAAAAUAAAAUAGUAUAGUAUAGGCUUUAUUUACAAUAUUUACUAUUUAAAUUGUAGUUAAAAUAUUGUUUUUUAAACCUACCGGUAUGUAUUGGCUGAGAUUCAGGUUGGAACUACUUCUUCAAAAAAAAAAAGAUAAGAUUUUAGGACUAUUUCUUACACAUUUAUUUCAGCCAAUUUUGAAUAUGUCCAACAAAAUGAAUUGGCCUAUUUUAGGGUGAAAUAGAUCACAAUUUUAUAUAAUAUUUACAAUAAUACAUUUUGUUUGCACUAGACCAGUGUUUCCCAAACAUUUUUCUUAAUGUAACAUUUAGCACAUUCUGAGUGUUUAGCGGAAACUUUACUUAUUUUUUAGAGAGAUUCAUUCACGUAGUGGCCUACUAGUAGUUUGUGAAACACCUAUUCAGGCCUCGGAACGCAGUUUGGGAGACACUGCACUAGAUGACAAUGAAAAAUGGUUGCCAGAUUUCACAAUAUUUGUUCUGCCAAACCAGGAGUUAAGAAAUAUCAAGCUAAACAUUUUAAAGUAGCUUAUGCAAGUUUUUUUUUUUAUGAUUAUGGAAGAGACAUUACUUACCUGAUGUGAUAUAACGCAUCCACUAUUUUACAUUUUUCUUAUUAGUCUAAUAGAAACAUGACAGCCAAUACAAUACUGACUCAUGGAUACCUGACUGCUUUAUUUUUCCUGCUAUUUAUUUUACUGACUUCCUUAUGUAUCAUCAGGUCCAUGUACCACCAAUUGCACAGGCAUGGUGCUUUUAUCUACAAGUUUCACCUUUCCAGUGAAAUAAAGAUAUGACCUAACCCAAAUACUUUUCAGGAGUGGUGUUUAAAUAUUGGACAAUUGUGUCUUUAGUCUAAAGCCUAGACUACAUGGUCUCUGUACCUCAAAGCUGAGACAUUUCCCUAAAGUAACACCAUUAGUAAAAUCAUAAAUUUACAAACUCUUCAGGAUAGAAGAUUUAAAAGUAAAGGAGCAAUUGAGACACUGAACCAUAAUCUUCCAAUACAAAAACAAAACCUAAUAAAAUACUUAGAAAGAUACAUUCCUUGUUCCAUAUUUUAGGACAAAUUUGUACAAAUAUUCCUUCUCUCUAAUGCUAUUAGAGCAUGGAAUGGGUUACCUGAGUCAACCAGGGAUACCAAUGACUUGGCAGUGAGUCAUUGAUUAACAUGCAUGACUAGAUUGGCCUAGGGACGUGCGUAGAGUGUAAUCAUUUUCUUUUUUGAAGUAACUUCUGUAUUUUAUAAGACAUGCCAAGCCAUGACUUUCUGACCGGCAACAGAUGACCUUGUCAUAUUUUUUUAAGACUUCUGAUUUUAGCAAUAAUGAAAACCUAGAAUUGGUUUCAAGGCUUAGGUUGUGUUACAUUAUGUCCUAGGAUGCCCAGAUAUGUCUUUACAACUAGAUACUCGAUAUAACACAUCUACAUUCAUUUCUAGUGACUAUAAGGCAUUAAUUUUAACAUCAGAAUUGCUGGGGUGUUUUUUUUUCUAAUCUUUUAUAUCCAUAUUUGAGUGUUUUUUACAUACUGUACAUGUUUUGAGAUCAUAGGAGAAUGGAAAGAAAACACUAUAUAAGAUUUUUCAAUUUUGUUGUAUCAACUUAAAAUGAGGGAUUCUCUUAAGAUAUUUAAAAAUAGUAUAUGUGUAUUAAGAAAAUUCUUUUUGUAUCAAUGUUAAAAAUACAUGUAUUUAUAUACACAAUUUUACCUUCUCUUUUGAUGAUAAAUUGAUAUUUGUAGUUUUAAACAUUCUUGAAAGUUAACUUUAUAUCUGUUCAUUUUGUUUUACAAACUUUUGCUGAAUUGUUUUAGAUCUCUUUAAUCUACUUUUUUGUGUGUGUUUACAUUGUAGACUUAUUAACUUUUCACUUUUCUAAUGUAUAGAGCUCUUACACACAUCUGCAUUAUAAGUCUUAUUCUGCUCUCGCUAGCCUUUUUACCUAGCCUUUCCUCAUGGUAAUUUAAGUUUAUACUGAAUAAAUAAAAAUAAACACAUAUACAUGCAGUCAUAGUAUUCUGAGUGGGGUCUAGUCCCCAUUUCAGGCAUGGGUUGGGGGGUAAAUAUUUGAGAGGUUUAUUUAAGUGCUUGAGAAACUGAAGGAGGGAGACAAAGCUAUCAGGUUUUAAACAGCAACCUAAGUGUCUCAGUUGUUUUUUUAAAUGCUUUUGCAAAAGGGGGGGGGGAUGGUUUUAAACUGUCAUAAAAGGUUUCAUGCUAAAUACUUUGCUGAAUGAUCUGACUCAUGACAUCCUCAUUAGUUGCACAGUAAUAUAAACAAACAAAAACUACUCAAAAGCCUGCAAUAUAAUCAGACUUUAUUAUUAGAGGAAAUAGACUAAGUAACAUAAAAUUCUAGCUACCAGGUAUAGUCCCAAUGUCAAAGUUAGUCAAAGAUGACAUCCUCAUUAGUUGCACAGUAAUUUAAACAAAAAAAUAAUACUUAAAAGACUGCAAUAUAAUCAGACUUUAUUAUUAUUAUAUUAAAGGAAAUAGACUAUGUAACAUAAAAUUCUAGCUACCAGGUAUAGUCCCAAUGUCAAAGUUAAGAAGGAUUAUUAUCAAGGUAGUCGAGAGCCUACGGUUAUCUUGGGUCUUAUAAUAUGCCCAAUCUUGUUCUCUUCUUCACCUCGGAGUUAUUACAUCAUCAUCCUGUCCAUUGACUUUCAUUGUAGGGGGUGCUGUAACAGGUCACAUAACCAAAUCUCUCCACUUUUCCCAGUCAGCAGUUGUUCUUAACAGGAUAUGGCGGUCCAUUCUAUGACGUUGUCCAGCCAGCUUUUCGUUGAACAACCCAAUGCUCCCUCUACAAAGUCAUGAGUUAUUAAAUAGGAGUAGUAUACCUCGCCAACAGUCAAACAUUGCUUCAAAUUCCAGCACAACCCAUUCAUAGCCCUAGUUUAGAACUAGGUAGGUGAUUGGCGGAUUUCGGUGAACUACGCUGUCUUUUUCAAUUUGUUAGUAUAGUUUGUAUAAUUGUAUAUAUAUAUAUAUAUUGUGUACAUAUAGUGUACAGGAGUACAAACAAAACAAUGUACCAUGCUUUAUUAGAUUCUAUGAAUCUGUAUUGGUACAGUGUAAACACACAUACAGAGACUCGUCUCUCAUUUUUAAAAAAUAUUUAUUGUUGUUUUUAUUACUAUUUUUAAUGUGCUUUCUUGUAACAUUAAACUGUGACUUUGUGAAGUUUGUCAGAAGUGAUGACAUUAUUUAUCUAGAUGUGAUAAAAUUGAUUUUCGCAAAGCAUAAUUAACAAUAACUGAAAAUAUUGUCAUAAUAAUUGUAUGUUCAUAAGCUCUAUAGGAGACGGAUACACCCACACUACAUGUUAUGUUAUGUCAGCUUUAAUAAAUAUAUAUCUCUGUCUACUUUUACCUUCUUGAUGGGCUUGUGCUUUUGUUUCAACACCGCAAUGGUUCGUUGAAAUUCCCUUCAAAUGUUUUUAUUUUCUGAAAGUUAAUAAGACAAAACAUUUCACUUUUCAUUGUCAAUAAACUAAUCUCAACCUUGACAUAUAUUACAUGGGUUUAAAUGUGAACUACAUAUGUGUGAAUAUUUAUUUUUAUUCAACUAGAAAAAUGUUUUAAACUUCAAAUGUUAUGACUAGUUCCUUAACAGGAUCAGAAGGUCCAUUGUGUCCUGAAAUAUUCAUCUGUACUUAAUAAACUAUUUUUUUUAUCUUCUUUUAAAUAUAAAAGUUAAGAACAGGUUUUGAUUUCUUAACAGUUUUAUUAUUGUACAUUUUAUGAAGCCGUUUCAGCUCCAGUAAAGCGUGGUGUGUGUGUCUUCCCUUUUUGUUAUUAGUCUUGAGAAUGAUGUCAGUAAUUAGUUUUCAGGGCUUCACUACCUACAGCUAAUUCAUUUCUAGUCACUGACAUAUAUUUAUCCUUUCAUUUAAGUAGAGUACUGGAGUUUGAAUUGAUAUAGUAUUUAUUUGACAUUUUUUGGUUGAACUUAUGUGUUUGACAAAUUGUGUACAGUUUGUACAACAGACAUGUGUAUCUUCUCCAUAUUGUCAUUGCUGAAUGUCUUGUUUUCAUGUUGGCCUUGAAUUUUGAUUACAGUUGUUUUUCUUCAAUAGUGGUUUGUGUAUAAUAGUAAAAUGAAAAUUCAAUUGAAAACAG
Messenger RNA from Biomphalaria glabrata, 7765 nucleotides. Its product is annotated as autophagy-related protein 9A-like. Gene Ontology annotation, cellular component: autophagosome; phagophore assembly site. The transcript has 22 exons. Gene Ontology annotation, biological process: autophagy of mitochondrion; protein localization to phagophore assembly site. Lineage: Eukaryota; Metazoa; Mollusca; Gastropoda; Planorbidae. The record is from RefSeq and is a predicted model, not a curated record. Bases 230 to 2905 code for a protein of 891 amino acids.